Arabidopsis lyrata subsp. lyrata is the source of this 1008-nucleotide messenger RNA. RefSeq lists its product as uncharacterized. The record is from RefSeq and is a predicted model, not a curated record. The transcript is spliced from 4 exons. The coding region runs from base 138 to 767 and encodes 209 amino acids. NCBI's taxonomy places the organism in Eukaryota, Viridiplantae, Streptophyta, Magnoliopsida, Brassicales, Brassicaceae.
AUGGCGACGCGUGUGACCAGACGGCGUUUAAACCCUUCCUCCAAAAUCUCGUCUUUCUUCUUCUUCUCCGCCGCCAUUGUCGUCGUAGUAUCUGUACUCGAUCUCGUUCUGUCGAAGCACAAGAGAUUGAAUAACACAUGGAAGGAACAAAGAGAAGUUCUUUGGGUGCGCGAAAGAAACUCAAGAGGAAGAAGAAGAACAGAAGACUUAUGAGAAGUAGUGUUACCUACCUCAAAUCUGAUGCAUACUUGUUCGCUCCUCUGUUUUCCAACUUUCCUCCGCUCACGACGGAGAUAAACACGCCUCCGCCGUCGAAUUCCAAACCAUCGACGCUGGACGACAUCUCCAUGGCAGGGUUUGAGUCAUUGGGGAUUGAGAGGGUUCUUAAGAAGAAGAGAAGAAUGUCUGAGAAAGUUAAGGAAUAUCUAAAAUCUGAGUGUUUUAUGUACGCACCAAUGAUAUCGUCCCCUCCAAAGCUUGGUUCUUCGGUUAAAGGGAAUAUGCAGAUUACGAAUUUGGUUACCAUGGAAGUAUCAACGGGUACUACAACCAUGAAGGAAGAUAACAACAACUAUAGGAAUCUCCGGUCAGAUAUUGUAGAACAGGCAUUGCAUAGCGGAAGGAUCAACUCUCCAAAACGAGUACAGGUGAUCUUAGAAGGACAACGAACUGGACUUAGCCGUGAAACCGAUGUUUCACCAGCCUUAUCUUCUCGACCAGGGGAAAAGAUGGUGAAGCCAGAUCAAAGAAGAGUUGCAAUUGAGUGAAGAUAGUAAAGUAGACAUAGUAGACACAAUGUAAUCAUUGUAAAAUACAAAUUAAUUAUAGUAGCUAGCUCUGUAAGAAGAAGUUUUCUUGUUGGUAAGCUUGAAGGAAGUGAUGUAUGAAUGAGGAUGACAAAGAUGUGUGUCUGUCUGAACAAUUGCCAUGUUAGCUGUCUGUUUGAUGAGUUGUUGUAUGUCAAAUAAACUUCUACAAUUCAGCAAUAUCAGCCUUCUUGCUCACUCA